UGCCCAGGAAACAAGCUGCUGUCAAAACGGAGUGAACAACAGUCUGAAUGAAAAACAGAGUUGUUAGAUAAAAUACUAAUACUGGAUCAAUGGAUCUGGAAAAGCAACGUGGACGGAAUGCUGCGCUUGCAAUAGCUGCAGUAGUCGUCAUUGUUGGGAUUCCUCUGUGGUGGAGAACGACAGAGACCUACCGUGCAUGGCUACCGAUGACACAAAUUCGUGAACUGGAUUCAUUGCAUCUUUGUCUUACUGUGGAAGUGGAGGUAGUGUUUGCUCAGGGCACACUGGCACCUGAUCAUCAAAAGAAGCUUCCACUGAGUCAGGUACGUGAACAAGACCACCAUGUGGACACUGAAACAAACCUCAAAUACAGAUAUGAGACUAAGUAUCGAACAGCCACGAUCAUGGAGGAAGACGCCCUCAACCAGCCAACCCCAGCAGAGGCGGACACUGCCUUACACAUUCUGAGCGAGAGUGCAUGUGGCUCUGUGGUUGUGUAUGUUUUACCAGCAUCUUCCAAUCUGUUAGCAGAAGGUGUAAAUGUAUUUGUAGGACUGAAAAGGACAGCACUGGUCACAUUUGAACAGCGAACAGGACCACUGCAGGCGGUUCUCUCUGCUAUAGAUGCUGAGGUAGAGCCAGUGCUGCAGACCAUGUCGUUUGGACACCGGGACAUCAUCGCAGCGCUAAGCAACCGCAUCCGAUUGGCCAAGUUGAGCAAGGAAAGCCUGGUGGACAGCAUGAGAGCUUUCAAGUCCAGCCCCGGCUAUGAGAUCACGUUCAGUCUGCUCAACCCCAGCCCCCAGUAUCACAAGGUGCAGUGGGACAUCGAGGGCGCGGUGCAGCAAUACAUCCAGCCUCUGCUGGACAAGAUGGCCCCCGUGUCCAAUUUCUCCGUGGACUCUCAGAUUCUCUACUACGCCGUCCUGGGCGUGAACCCUCGCUUCGACAAGACGGCAUCGGCCUUCACGCUCAGCGCCGACAGCCUGGCCCACGUCAUCAACCCGGUGGAGGCCCGGCUGGGCUCCAACGCCGCCUCCUCCAACCCCGUGCUCAACUUCCUGCUCUACGUCCCGGACCCCCAGCACUCCCCGCUCAUCAUCCGCGACCACCGGGGCCAGGGGGUGUCCACCAACGCCUUCCACAGCCCUCGCUGGGGCGGCAUCAUGGUCUACAACGUCAACGACAUGUACGACAAGGACACCGCCAGCCUACCGGUCAACCUGAACAUCGACAUGAGCAAAGUCAUGGGCGUGUUCCUGGCCCAGCUCAGGCUGCUGCUGGGGGUCCACCAGGUGCGGCCCCCCAAGGGCUUCGAAGUGCAGGGCCCGGGCAACGCAGGGGUGGCCGAUUGGGAGCUGGAUCGACUCCUGUGGAGCCGCAGCGUGGAGAACGUGGCCACGGCCAGCGCCACCAUCACCUCCCUCUCCCAGCUGCUGGACGAGAUCGGCAACAUUGUCAUCAACGACAACAUCGCGCAGCAAGUGCUGAACGCCGUGACCGCCAUACAGGCGGCCAUCGCUGAGCUGGAGGCAGGGAACCUGGCCUUUGCCCUGCAGUACAGCAGAGAGGCCAUCUUGGCCUCCGAAUGUGCCUUCUUUGACCCGUCCCUGCUGCAUCUCCUCUACUUCCCAGACGACCAGAAGUUUGCCAUCUACAUCCCUCUCUUCUUGCCCAUGUGUGUGCCAAUACUGCUGUCGCUGCUGAAGAUUGUGAGUGAAGUGAGGCAAAAGAGGGCAGAGAAAAACGCCAAAAAAGACUAACACUAAGAAGGGAAACUCAGAGACUAACAUGGUUACACUUGUUUGCAGAGACGUUUUUUUUAUUGUUUGUACAGUUUUGUCCCCUCAGGUAUUAUGCACUGAUUGAUUGAAGACACUGAAGAUGGGCCUAAUAAAAUUGUCUGGUGAAUGGGACUCACUCUGCAACUAGUUACUGCUAAGUUAUUGGGACGGGUGAAUGUUUUGUUGAAGUCAAUGAAUUGUUUUAAAUGAGAUUGUGCGGAGCCCUUAUGUCACUGAGCUAAAGUGAUGAAGUCAGAAGAAAUUUUCAAUAAAAGCUGAAGAUUGUGA
This is a messenger RNA of Engraulis encrasicolus (European anchovy), 2072 nucleotides long. RefSeq names its product phosphatidylinositol glycan anchor biosynthesis, class S (gene pigs). The transcript has a single exon. Lineage: Eukaryota; Metazoa; Chordata; Actinopteri; Clupeiformes; Engraulidae. The record is from RefSeq and is a predicted model, not a curated record. Bases 90 to 1763 code for a protein of 557 amino acids. Gene Ontology annotation, biological process: attachment of GPI anchor to protein. Gene Ontology annotation, cellular component: GPI-anchor transamidase complex.